Synchiropus splendidus (mandarinfish) is the source of this 1599-nucleotide messenger RNA. It is a transcript of the gene rag2, whose product is annotated as recombination activating gene 2. Gene Ontology annotation, molecular function: protein binding; sequence-specific DNA binding. The transcript has a single exon. NCBI's taxonomy places the organism in Eukaryota, Metazoa, Chordata, Actinopteri, Syngnathiformes, Callionymidae. Gene Ontology annotation, cellular component: nucleus; DNA recombinase complex. The coding region runs from base 1 to 1599 and encodes 532 amino acids. Gene Ontology annotation, biological process: V(D)J recombination. The record is from RefSeq and is a predicted model, not a curated record.
AUGAGCCUUCAACCUUUAACUCCAGUCAACUGUGAGGGUCUUCUUCAGCCAGGUUGCUCUCUGCUGCAGCUGGAUGGUGAGAUUCUCCUCUUCGGACAGAAGGGUUGGCCGAAGCGAUUCUGUCCGACUGGAAUAUUCGGGGUCCGAUUUAAAAACAACGAGCUCAGACUUAGGCCAAUCUCUUUCUCCAAUGACUCAGUCUAUAUCCCUCCUCUCCGUUGCCCUGCUGUCUGCCGCUUCGACCCCUACGAUGGCCUCCCGGAAAGCUACCUCAUCCAUGGCGGACGCACCCCAAAUAAUGAGAUCUCCUCGGCGCUGUAUAUGCUCACCACAGACAGUCGAGGGUGCAAUCGCAAGCUGACCUUACGGUGUAAAGAAAAAGUGCUUGUAGGUGAAGCGCCCGGCAGCCGCUACGGUCACACGCUGAGUGUAGUUCAAAGCAACGGUAAGACCGCCUGUGUGUUAUUUGGCGGCCGCUCCUACAUGUCUGACAAAGAGAGGACAACAGAAAGCUGGAACAGCGUCGUCGACUGUCCCCCUCAGGUGUUUGUGUUUGACCUCGAGUUUGGCUCCACAUCUGCUCACACUUUACCUGAGCUCGCUGAUGGUCAGGCCUUCCACCUGGCUCUGGCCAGAGAGGACUGUGUUUACUUCCUCGGAGGUCACUCACUCAACUGUGACUCUCGCCCGCCUCGACUCUUUCGCCUCUGCGUGGAGCUGUUGCAGGGGAGACCUUUGCUCUCCUGCGAGACAUUAGCCACUGGUUUAUCCAUCUCCAGUGCUGUGGUCACCCGAGUAGGCCCCACCCACAAAUACAUUAUAUUAGGAGGGUACGAGUCCAAUUCUGAGAAGAGAUUGGAGUGUAGUUCUGUGAGUCUCGAUGACAAAGGGAUUCAGAUUCAGUCAGUAGAAUCACCAAAGUGGACCCCAGACGUCCUGCACAGCCGGACGUGGUACGGUGGCUGUGCGGGGGAAGUAAGUGUCCUUCUGGCUGUCCCCAAUGAAGGACGAUCAUUAAUAACAGAUACAUAUAACUACUACCUGGCAACAUUUGAGAAUGAAAUAGAGGGUGGAAAUGAAGCUGAUACUCAGGAGUCCAGCCAGGACCUGACAGACAACUCGACUCCUCUGGAAGAUUCCGAAGAGCUCUACUUUGGUCGGGAGCCUCACGAACUGGAGGACAGCAGCGAUGAAGGCGAAGGGACCUACAACGAGGAGGAUGAGGAGGACGAAUCCCAGACUGGGUACUGGAUCAAAUGUUGUUUGGGCUGCAAGGUCGAUCAGAACACGUGGGAGCCCUUCUAUUCCACCGAGCUCCUCCGACCUGCCAUGAUCUUCUGCUCCAGAGGGGAAUCAGGACAUUGGGUUCACGCUCAGUGCAUGGAGCUCUCAGAGGCCCUGCUGUUCCGACUCUCCCAGGACAGGAAGAAGUACUUCUGUCUGGAUCACGGCGCGCUGCCCCACCAAGAGAUGACCCCACCGCGAGUGGUCUUGCCCUUGAAACGCACACCAAUGAAAGUGAAACACAGAAAACCAUCGGUAGCUCGUAAGAUAUGUCAGAAAGCCAAACGGAGCAUUUUCAAAAGACUUUUUAACUGA